Caenorhabditis sp. 36 PRJEB53466 is the source of this 1824-nucleotide messenger RNA. NCBI's taxonomy places the organism in Eukaryota, Metazoa, Nematoda, Chromadorea, Rhabditida, Rhabditidae. The record is from the annotation of a GenBank genome assembly.
AUGGGAAGCAGUGAAAGUGUUCCGAUUCCAGGCGGAGGAACCGAAGGAUACCACGUCCUCCGGGUAAGUUAACCACGAUUUAUAAAUAUCAAUAUUGGCUCAUACUUUGUUCUCAGGUUCAAGAGAACUCUCCUGGGGCAGUUGCUGGCCUUGAGCCAUUUUUUGACUUCAUUGUUUCUAUCGGAAAUAUUCGAUUGGACAAGGACAAUGAUACGAUGAAGGAAGUUCUGAAGCAGCACAUCGAAAAACCUCUCGAAAUCACUGUUUACAACAGGUACAUUAUUUACGGUUUUACCAAAAUCUAACAGAAAAACAUGCAGCAAGUCGCAGUCUGUACGCCAAACAAGCAUUAUCCCGUCACAGAACUGGGGAGGACAGGGACUUCUUGGAGUCUCUAUCCGCUUCUGCUCUUUCGACGGAGCCAGCCAGCACGUGUGGCACAUAAUUUCUGUGCAGCCCAAUUCGCCUGCUUCCCUGGCCGGUUUGAUCACUGACACCGACUACAUUCUUGGAGCUGAAAGUGUCCUCCAUCAGGCCGAUGACUUGAUCGCCCUUGUUCAAGCGAACGAGGGAAAGCCGUUGAAGCUAUAUGUUUACAAUGUUGACACUGAUGUCGUCAGAGAGGUAACUUUUCAUUUAAAAAACAUUAAGUUUUACGUUUAUUAUCAGGUGUCGCUAACUCCGAAUUCUGCAUGGGGAGGAGAAGGAUGUUUGGGUUGCGACAUUGGUUACGGAUAUCUUCAUCGCAUUCCUGUUUCGGUCGACAGAUCCAAUAAUCUCCCGCCGUCAAUUGCCCCAGCCCAGCUAAAAGUUCCAGUUGGCAAUCCUCUAGUUGAUAAGGUAACACAUACUAUCUAUCCAAUUAAUUCAGUUUGGAUUCAGGUGAAUUCUGCAAAGCCUCUAUCAGCUGCCAACUUCCCGGACCCGUCGCAGUUCUCGUCUUCCGUGACUUUCCCGCCCGCCCCAACUCCCCUCAUUCAAAAUUUACCGCCGCCACCGCAACCGGCUUUCCUUCCACAACCACCGACGUCCUACGCUCCGCCGCCAGUUGCUCAACAGCAAUUAACUAACGAACAUAACGGACAUGGGCAUUCGCACGGUUCUGGAGCACACGGACAUUCUCAUGACUCGGAAGACCAUGGACUUUCUCAUGAUCACGGGCAUUCCCACGAAAACGGCCAUGGUCACUCACAUGAGCAUUCCCCAUCACCACAAGUUCCUGUCUCGGCUCCAACGCCAACUCAAACCUACCCACAGCAAUAUGUGGAACCAGCUCAGUCGGCAACCGAUUACUACAAACAACAGCAGCAGCAGGCCUAUCAGCCAGCGGCUUCACCGCCAAUCAGUUAUCAAGCUUAUCAACCACCAGCACCGGCUCCUUACUAUCCGCCUUCAGCUGCACAUGCUGCUCCGAACACCUCCGCUUAUCAAGGUAAUGAUUCGAAGAAAUUAGUUUAAUUUAGAAUAAUGUCAUUUCAGCCCCGUAUUAUCCUCCUCCAACGUUCAUGCCACAACAAUCCACGUAUAACCCGGGAUACCAAGCCCCUGAGAUUCCAUCUGGAGUUCCUCCGAUGUUCUCCGCUUCAGCCACUCCCGCUCCGCCAACUUCCUACGUGAACCGUUAGUUUCCUGUACUUUCAUUGCAUUCAUAUCCUUCCGUUUCCAGCUCUUCCUCCACCACAGUUCCCGAUGCCGUCUCUCAGUUCGAUCGGAAUUACGCAGUUGGCCGCUCCACCUCCACCAGCUCCGGUUUCUUCGAACUACCCAACGCCGCCCAUAUACCCGCAAUACGGAGCGUAUCCACCGACCACGUCACAAAACUAA